Molecule: messenger RNA, 2132 nt
Organism: Cheilinus undulatus (humphead wrasse)
Lineage: Eukaryota; Metazoa; Chordata; Actinopteri; Labriformes; Labridae
Gene: tamm41
Product: TAM41 mitochondrial translocator assembly and maintenance homolog
Exons: 8
Coding region: 246-1277 (343 amino acids)
Biological process (GO): CDP-diacylglycerol biosynthetic process; cardiolipin biosynthetic process
Cellular component (GO): mitochondrion
Molecular function (GO): phosphatidate cytidylyltransferase activity
Source: RefSeq, a predicted model, not a curated record
UCGACUGUCAAGUGUACAGCUGACUUACACUGACCUGAUGGACAUACUUACACGAUGACUUCUACAAUUUAAGUGCUUUAAAGUAGGAGUUGGUGUCUCAAACUGCCCUGCGCGCUGUUGUCAAAUAUGUUUGUUCAAUUUCAUGCGAAUAGAGCUCCUUUUUUCACGUUAUUUUAUCGGUUAUUCCGCUUAUAAACCAGCGCGUGCCGUUCCUGGAUAGCUAGGAAACGCUUCUUCAAAACAAAAUGACUCUUCCAGCUUUGCACAACACCGGUGUGCUCUACAGGCGGAUUUUAUCACAGUUUCCUCAGGACAUCAGUCUAGCUUUUGCCUAUGGAUCUGGCGUUUUCAAACAACACGGGACCAGCCAAGGUCAAAUGGAGAAAAACAUGUUGGACUUUGUGUUUGCGGUGGAUGACCCUGUGACGUGGCACACGAUGAAUCUUCUGCAGAAUCGCCGGCACUACUCCAUCCUCAAACUUCUUGGGCCAACGAUGAUAAGCUCUGUACAAAAUGACCAUGGCGCUUCAGUGUACUACAACACACUGGUGCCAGUGGAUGGGAGGAUUAUCAAAUAUGGUGUGAUCAGUACAGAGUCUCUGAUAAAUGACCUGAUGCACUGGAAGACCCUGUAUGUGGCAGGACGUCUACACAAACCGGUGAAAAUGCUGGUGCAAAGUGAAAAUGGAAAGCUCCGGGCUGCUCUUGUUGCCAACCUGAAGAGUGCCGUGACAGCCUCCUUCCUCAUGCUGCCUGAGAGUUUCUCUGAGGAAGAUUUGUUUUUACAGAUAGCUGGGCUUUCUUAUGCAGGAGAUUUCAGAAUGGUAAUUGGAGAAGAUAAAUCCAAGGUGGCAAACAUUGUCAAAGACAACAUCCAGCACUUCCGAAUUCUGUACAGCAACAUCCUGCGGGACUGCCCACAAGUGGUCUACAAGCCCCAACAAGGAAAACUGGAGGUGGAUAAAAGCCCAGAGGGUCAGUUUAUCCAGCUGAUGGCGUUACCUCGAACCCUCCAGCAGAAGAUCACAAAGCUGGUUGACCCUCCUGGGAAAAACCGAGAUGUUGAGGAGAUCCUUCUGCAGGUCGCCCAGGACCCAGACUGCGGAGCUGUCGUACAACAAGGUAUUUCAUCUAUUGUGAAAUCAUCCAGUAUAACACAGAGCAUCAAAGGCAUUGCUACAGCUGGAGUUUGGAAGACGGUGUCAUACAGCUCCAAGAAACUGUUGAAGAUGUGGAAGGGUUGGAGGAGGAAGCCGUCUGUGUCACAGAUGUCCUGAUCCUCUCUGUCUGCCAGGAGGAGCCUGUCUUUUUCUAUGAGCAUCAUCCAGACAAUCAGCGUCCAUCCUUUGAUUUUUACCCUGAAACAAAAUGUGCCUGGUGAACAGUUGCACACAUCCACCUCUGGUUGUAUCACAGCACAGUCUCCAUUAAUGACAUCACUAACCAGGUUUAAGGCUGUGUUUGAGUAUCGUAGAACUGUUCGCACCGCUGCCCUUUAUCAUGCAACUCAUAGAGGUGGUGGAAAGGGGUGUGACAUUUCACGAGCUGGACUAAAUUAUGGCUGACAUUUAAUGGUACUACACAGCGGGCCUUUCUGGGUAAUGACUACAGAGACUGUCGAGGAACUGUUGGACAUGUCUGGAGGCAGGGCACAAAAUCACUGCAAGGGCCAGAAUAAUGAGGGACAGACUUUGAUGUUGUCUGCCGUAUUUUGAAAUGUUCAGGUGUGACUGUGCAUUUUCUGUGUAAAUGCUGCUACCUCAAGAGAAAGAGGUCUUUAUGCAGCUGUGUGGACUGGUGUUACAUGUUGCACAAAUACACUUCAUAUUUGCUCUCAUGUUGCCAAAAAUGUCAUAUCUUUCAUCUUGAGUUUUAAAGGCCUUUGCACACUGAGUCCAUUUGUUUGGAUGGUUUUUCAGAUCCAUGAUACGGGAACACCGUUGUACAAAGGCCCUAACUGUAUGUCAAAUUGUUAUCCCAUAUUUGUGUUGGUAUUUCUUGUCUUAUGGAUAUGAAAAAAUGCACGCUACUAUUAACAUGUUCUUCAUCUCAACAUUAGGUGCAACUCAUAUUCACAGUUGGAGAUUGUGGAUCAUUUUUCCCCACAAAUGCUUGAUGUAAUUAAAAGAAGU